This is a messenger RNA of Lodderomyces pseudojiufengensis, 1056 nucleotides long. It is a transcript of the gene MNN10, whose product is annotated as alpha-1,6-mannosyltransferase. Gene Ontology annotation, cellular component: Golgi membrane. The transcript has a single exon. NCBI's taxonomy places the organism in Eukaryota, Fungi, Ascomycota, Pichiomycetes, Serinales, Debaryomycetaceae. Gene Ontology annotation, biological process: protein N-linked glycosylation. The coding region runs from base 1 to 1056 and encodes 351 amino acids. The record is from RefSeq and is a predicted model, not a curated record. Gene Ontology annotation, molecular function: glycosyltransferase activity.
AUGAGUGGGAGUUUUGCUUUACCUUAUACAAAUGAUUAUCUGGAUGAAUCCGAAUCAAAAAGACCUUUCAAACCAAGUAGUUACGAAAAACUAUCAUCAAAUUCAUUAUCAUAUUCAUCAGUACAAGAUUCUUUACUUAAUUUCAUAACUAAAUAUAAAAAAUUAGUACUAAUACUAAUAACUUUCAUUUGUCUAUCUUUAUUUACAAAUGUACCUUACAUUCCACAUUUCAAAACAUCAUCUCCAAAAGUAGUUAUAAUAUUAGCUGCUAAUGAAGGAGGAGGAGUUUUAAAAUGGAAAUCACCUCAAGAAUGGUCAGUUGAAAGAUCUUCAAUUGCAAAUAAGAAAAAUUACGCAAAACAACAUGGAUAUGGAUUAACUAUAAAAGAUAUGACGAUAAAAAAGAGAUAUUCUCAUGAAUGGAGAGAAAGUUGGGAAAAAGUUGAUAUAUUAAAACAAACAAUGAGACAAUUUCCUCAAACUGAAUGGUUUUGGUGGUUAGAUUUACAUACAUAUAUAAUGGAACCUCAAAUUUCAUUAGAAAAUCAUUUUUUAAAUAAUUUAGAUAAUUCAACUUAUAGAACUUUAACUAAUUUUAAUCCCUUGGGAUUACCUGUUGAUUUACAAUAUGUUGAUUAUAACAAACCAAUUGAUUUAAUUAUAACUCAAGAUUGUGGUGGAUUUAAUUUAGGUUCUUUUUUAAUUAGAAGAUCUGCUUGGUCAGAAAUGUUAUUAGAUAUAUGGUGGGAUCCAGCAAUGUAUGAACAAAUGCAUAUGACUUGGGAACAUAAAGAACAAGAUGCUUUAGAAACUUUAUAUUCAACACAACCUUGGAUACGAGAAAGAACUGGGUUUUUACCUUUAAGAACUAUAAAUGCUUUUCCUCCUGGUGCUUGUUCAGAUCAAGCUGAUGAUCCUCAAUAUUUUUUUAAAGAUCAUGAUUUUGUUGUUAAUAUGGCUGGUUGUGAAUGGGGUAGAGAUUGUUGGGGAGAAAUGGAACAUUAUAAAGCUUUAUCUAAAAAAUUACAUAAAAGUUGGUAUAAUUUUUGGCAGUAA